Molecule: messenger RNA, 1640 nt
Organism: Juglans regia (Persian walnut)
Lineage: Eukaryota; Viridiplantae; Streptophyta; Magnoliopsida; Fagales; Juglandaceae
Product: TOM1-like protein 1
Exons: 4
Coding region: 234-1418 (394 amino acids)
Biological process (GO): protein transport to vacuole involved in ubiquitin-dependent protein catabolic process via the multivesicular body sorting pathway
Molecular function (GO): phosphatidylinositol binding; ubiquitin binding
Source: RefSeq, a predicted model, not a curated record
UAUAAGAGAGAGAAACUGAUAGAGAGAGGCUGAAACUCCAAGAAAGAAAGAUUUAACUUUACUGUGAGAGUCGUUGCGCUUCUUCCAUCUCAACCAAAAAAACCAUCUCUCAGUCCCAAAGCAACCAAAUAUGGUGUAUUGGAUUUCUCUUUCUUCUAAUGUUUUGAAGGUUAGUGGAUUUUCAGGAAAGCUUUUUGGAGGACUUGGGUUUUAGGUUUUAAAGGGUUGCAAAUAUGAGUGACAAUUUGAUGGAGAAAGUAAGUGCUUUUGGUGAACGCCUCAAGAUUGGAGGUGUGGAGGUGGGCCGAAAGAUGAGUGCAGGCAUGAGCUCAAUGAGCUUCAAGGUAAAGGAGCUUUUCCAAACCCCAAACCAGACAGAUAAGCUUGUUGAAGAUGCAACCUCAGAGGACCUUGACGAGCCUGAUUGGGCUAUGAAUCUUGAUAUCUGUGACAUGAUCAAUCAUGAAAAAAUCAACAGCGUUGAAUUGAUCCGUGGAAUAAAGAAGCGGAUCAUGUUGAAGAGUCCUAGGGUCCAGUACUUCGCUUUGGUGUUGCUUGAAACAUGUGUUAAGAAUUGUGAGAAGGCUUUCUCCGAGGUGGCAGCCGAGAGAGUUCUUGAUGAGAUGGUGAAGCUGAUUGAUGAUCCUCAGACUGUGGUUAAUAAUCGUAACAAGGCUUUGAUUCUAAUUGAAGCAUGGGGGGAAUCGACCAGUGAGCUCCGCUAUUUGCCUGUUUAUGAAGAAACAUAUAAGAGUUUAAAAUCAAGGGGGAUCCGUUUCCCUGGUCGUGACAAUGAGAGUUUGGCACCUAUCUUUACUCCUCCUCGUUCAGUAUCUGAUUCAGAAUACAAUAGUGAUCUUCCCCAGCAGGUUCAGCUCGAUCUUCCUGUGCAGAGCUUUACAGCUGAACAAACAAAGGAAGCAUUUGAUGUUGCAAGGAACUGUAUGGAGCUUCUUAAUACAGUUUUAUCCUCUUCACCACAACAAGAUGUUUUGAAGGAUGACUUGACAGUCACCCUGGUACAACAGUGUCGUCGCUCACAAGCAACUGUCCAGAGAAUUAUUGAGACGUCAGGAGAUAACGAGGCGCUGCUUUUUGAAGCCUUGAAUGUAAAUGACGAGAUCCAGAAAGUUCUCUUCAAGUAUGAGGAGCUUAAUAAGCCUUCAGAUGUUCGUGUUGAGCCAGAACCUGCUAUGAUACCCGUCGCCGUUGAACCCGACGAGUCACCCCGUUAUGCAAAAGAAGAUGCACUGAUUAGAAAACCAGCUGGUUCUCGAGGUUCAGGCCCGGGGGGAAGUAAUGAUGAAAUGAUAGAUGAUCUUGAUGAAAUGAUAUUUGGUAAGAAAGGUGGGGGUACAUCUGUUUCCGGGCACGAUUCCAAGAAGCAACCACCAAAGGAUGAUCUCAUCACUCUUUGAACCACUUCACUCGGUAGUUUCCAUGGUUUUUAGGACGUGUUGAUACUUUGGCUUUUUAGUUGCUGAAGAACAUAUAAAUUUGAUGUUUAACAAGCAUUGGUUGUGGACUUCCUCUUGAAACUUAAUUUGUUUUUUGCUCAUCGUGUAAGUAAUUCAUGUUUAUAUCUGAUAACAUGCUUGAUGAUGGAGUUAUCUAUCAUAUAGGAGACAUUCUUGAACAAA